GGCAACAUGGCGUCGUCAAAUGUCCACGUCCGAAUAUGUGAACAAGAAAUACUCAAAUACGACUUGGAAAUCAAAGCUCUCAUCCAGGAUAUCAAUGAGUGCACGGGCCCUCAGAACCAGCUGACAGAACUGAACGCAGAGGUGAAGAAGAGUUUUCACAACCUCAGAUUGCGGAUUCAGGAUUUAGAGCAGAUGGCGAUGGAGCAGGACAAAGAGUCCGACAAACAAGGCUUGAUCGGUCAGGUGGAGGGACACAAAAAACAGAUGCUGAGUAACCAGACGACUUGGAGGAAAGCCAACCUGGCCAGCAAACUGUCCAUCGACAAUAUGGAAAAGCAGGCGCUUCUUAGUGGAUCAGAUAGUGCUGCGAGACAGCGCAAGAUGACCAAAGAGGGGCUGGCCCAGACAAGCAGUGACAUUACAGAGAAUCUGAUGAGCAUCAGCCGGAUGAUGGCCCAGCAGGUUCAGCAGAGCGAGGACACCAUGACAUCACUAGCGACCUCCUCAAGGACGAUGCAAGAGACCAAUGAGGAGUUUAAAACCAUGACGGGGACCAUCCAGCUUGGGAGGAAACUCAUCACCAAGUACAACCGCAGGGAGCUCACUGAUAAGCUGCUCAUUUUCCUGGCGUUGGCCCUCUUCCUCGCUACAGUUCUCUACAUCCUUAAAAAGAGGCUGUUCCCCUUCUUGUAGACCAGGUUUCUUUGAGGAGGCUCCACCAUAACCACAUACAGUACUUUCCCAUGGUCAGCACAAAUGAUUUAAACAACUCUGAAUGCUCCGUGUCAUAUUACACACACAUUACACACCAGUGUCUCCUCACUGGAAUGUGGACUGCUCACUGGUUAAACUGUGCCACUUCUGAGGGGGAAAUACUGUCCGUACACACCUAUAGCUCCAUGCAGCAUUCCUUCCAAACAUUUUGCUCUACAUAGGAAAUUAUAUAUUCUUCUUAAAGAGGAUGUAAUGUUGGCGGCACACAUUGCCAAGAUUAUGUUCAGUUAGUGUGGCAGUAAUGCUGUGCAUUGCUUUUUAUAGUCAGAUGUAAGAGGACCUAUGUUCAUCUUUUCUUCUUUACAUUCCUUAUAAACACCCAGUACUGCAUUCACAUACUUAUCUAAUAUGUGCAGUUCAUAUACUCGCAGAUUGAAGUAUAGAAAAUGAAUUUCAACUGUCAGACACCUCAAAUAUUUUCUUCAGAUGUAGCUAAUAUGAUGUUUGCAGAUAAUUUGCUUACAGCUGUAAAACUCAUAUUUAACACACACACACACACACA
Molecule: messenger RNA, 1276 nt
Organism: Scomber japonicus (chub mackerel)
Lineage: Eukaryota; Metazoa; Chordata; Actinopteri; Scombriformes; Scombridae
Product: vesicle transport protein SEC20-like
Exons: 6
Coding region: 7-693 (228 amino acids)
Biological process (GO): retrograde vesicle-mediated transport, Golgi to endoplasmic reticulum
Cellular component (GO): endoplasmic reticulum; SNARE complex
Molecular function (GO): SNAP receptor activity
Source: RefSeq, a predicted model, not a curated record